CUCCGGUUCAAUUUGUUCGAGUAGAAGAAGCCGUCAGCGGCGGUGGACAGCGAGUCUUUGCACCGUCCUGGUUGAAACUACAGACCGAGAAACAACAACGGACCCUCCGCGACAGGACGGGAGAUGGACAACAGUAAACGGACUGUGGUCGUUACAGGUUUUGGGCCAUUUGGAGAGCAUACCGUCAAUGCCAGCUGGGUAGCAGUACAGGAACUGAAGAAGCUUGGGCUGGGCAGUGAGGUGGACUUACAUGUAUAUGAGGUUCCUGUAGAGUACCAGACAGUCCAGAGUUUGGUUCCUUCAUUAUGGAAGCAGUACCAUCCACAGUUGGUAGUUCAUGUCGGAGUCUCAGGUAUGGCCACCACUGUCACACUGGAGAAGUGUGGCAGAAAUCAUGGCUACAAAGGCCUGGACAACAGCAGCUUCUGUCCUGAUUCGCAGUGCUGCAUUGUGGGAGGCCCGGACUGCAUCAACUCAGUUAUUGACAUGGAAUCAGUCUGCAAAAGAGUGACUGCAUCGGGGCUGGGAGUAACUGUGUCCGUCUCCAAAGAUGCUGGAAGAUAUCUCUGUGACUUCACCUACUACACAUCUCUGUACCUGAGCCACGGUCGCUCCGCCUUCAUUCACGUGCCUCCUCUUGGAAAGCCCUACAGCGGUGAAGACCUGGGCCGUGCGCUGCAGGCCAUCGUCCAGGUGAUGCUGGAGCUUCAGGCUCAGGCUGAGGAGACGAUCCACUGCCAACAGCACUUCCACUAAGUGACCUCCAGAUGCCAACCAGCCUCCCCAGCCUUCGCCACACAAGAGAAAUUGCACUUAACCACAAGUAGCCAAACUUCUUCUUUUAUUUUUUUCAAACCCUUGCCUUUAAUGAAGCUUCUGCAUAUAGUCUGUUUUCUGUGUUUAUGUCUUUAUUUGUGUCUUGUUUUAUUAGGUCUGCUUCAGUUAUGUUUUAAUGUCUCCCAAUGUGGAAAAGAUAAAAUGGGAGUCUGAAGACAACGCUUGCAUUGCAAUUUAAGCUUUUAUCCCACGUCCAAGGAGCACGAAACAUUCUGACUUUGGAGUUUAAAAUAAGUAGGAAAAAAAAGUUGCUGCUUAUUUGUGUUCAUAUGCAGUCGCAGCAGAGAUGCAGAGAGUUUGCAGUGCGGCAGAAUUUACCACCAAAACCCCAAAUGUGACUCCUAUUAUUGCACCUUAUAGGGUUAGGGUUAUUGAAAUGGUUAUAGAAGGCACAUUUGGGCAAAAUGUAGACUCAAAAUAUGUUUUCCUCAAAUUUUAACUUUCAAAUCUCGACCUUUUUUCAGUUACAAUAUGUUUUAAGUUAGCAGGUAUGUACACCUAAAUGUCUAUUAAUGGUCAAUGUACGUAAUACAUUAUAGUUAAGUAGAAAUGUUUAGCAGAAACCAUGUUUGUUAAUUUAGUUUUCCGACAUAUUUAGUUCCAGCUGCUCUAAGGCCCACCUGGGUUGUUUCACAUUUGAUGUUGAAUUGUUUCUUCAGUCCUUUUUCUUUAUAAGAAGUUGUAAAUUUGCCUUCUUUUACAAAGGUUAUUUAAAUCAGGGAACGGGUUGGUUCCAGCUCAUAUUUCCCCAGUUUGUCUUGUCGGCCCAAUUCUGACGGAAAAAUACCAAAUCCACUCGUCUGAGGUCUGGCCGUGGGCUGUGCAAUGUUAUUUUACAGAUCUCAUUCACUGAUUUAGUAGGAGAUUCAUUUUAUACUUUUUUUGUGGCUGCACAACUGUCGGACUGUACAGUUUAACUACAGAAGUGUUCAUACUUCAUAAAAGAAGAUUUUCUUCAGAAAGAGGUGUUUAUGAAACUGUACUAAUCUAAACUGCUUAUCAAUUAAUACUCUUUAUAAAGUACAAAAUGAGAGUCUUCCAAAGUGCACAGUAAUGUUAAAUUAUCCACUGGUCUGGAUUUCUGGAUAGUAAAAUGUAGUGUGAUCAUCUACAUGUAAAGAUGCCUUGUCACUUUACUUUUGUACUGGCAUUCACAAAGAUUUUCUAUCUUAAAUCUUGCAAAAAAAUUGUAAUUCAUGAACAAAUUGUGGUUUCUUUGGUUCAAGGUUGUGCAGCCAUAUUUGUUACUCCAUGAUUAUAGCUUUCUGUUGUUCCCUUCACUGAAUCAGAUAUAGCUGCUUAUUCUAUCCGAGAAUUUGAUUUGAUGAAGUUGGACUCUGAUUUCAGUCAGAAUUGGGCCUUGAAGUUUAUUUCUGUAGCACUUUCUCUGUUUUUGUAUUUCAGUUUUACUUAAUCUGGAAUUUAGACAGCAUUUCUCGAGCAAUGUGAGCUUGUGUUUUAUAAUUUUACUUUCAGUCACUUUAACCUGAAAUAUGUAGCUUUCCAGACAUACACACAUCCAUUUUUAACCUUUUUACUCCAGUGAUUAUAAUGAUGUAUGUGGCGUAUGCUUUAUGUGUGAGUUAUGCUUUCUUUUUCCCCUGAGCUUUGCUUUGUUCUGACCUGUUUAACACACAGCAGCAAAUUCCUUUACUGUGGUGUCACUCCCAGGUGUAAAACCUUUGUUUUAUGGCUUUUUAUUGGAUUGUCUUCUAUAUUACUGUGUAUAUCAGUAUCUCCCUGACUGCAGAUAUAUCAAGACGACCUACAUCCACUAAUGCAGCUUCAGUUUGAUCAGUGCUGGAAGAAAUUGUAGCAUCAAAUGGUCUAUAUACUGCUUCAGAACCCUGUGUACUCCACACAGAACUAUGAAUGGGAAUUUCACAGACAUAGUUUAAAACUAGUACUGUGCAUAAUGUCGCCACAGUUGUUAAGCAAGUUGGUGCUACUGAGUUUAUAGUUGUGUGUGUCAUUUUCAUUGCUGUACUGUACAAAAGGUUUUUUACCACAAAGUAGCAUCCCAGAGCACUGAGCUGAACAGAACUGAACUUCUUCACAGUCCUAAGUUUUGCAAUAGCCUCUGUCAGUUAGCUUAUGUUAUGUGGUUUAAAAAUCUGAUCGAGUUAUUGAACUGCUGGGCGUGUUUUAGUUGUGAUUUGUAGGUGCUGAUAUUUUCCUGUGUGGCUUUGUGAGUGCUGAGAAGUGAAAGGGUUGUGGAGGUGCUGCCGCAGAAUUUCUGCUCACACAAGCCUCAAGUUUACACUCGAGGUGACCUCUGACUCCGACUCUCUCCUGUGCCUUGCUGUUGUUUAUGUGUGCUAUUAAAAGGCCUUACGAAUUCUCAGUGGGUCAGUUCAGAGGUUCAUUACUGAUGCUGUCCAGUCCCAUUUUUGGCUACCUCAAAAAUACUUUUUUUUUUUUUUUUUAAAUAUAUCUCACUGUGUGCUCUGUUGUACACUAACAUUGUGGCUCUGUGAUUUAUUGUGAGUUCCUGUGUUUAGGAAGAAUUCUCUGACAGGUAUUUUCUGCUUCAUCAACAAAGUUACAGUUCGUAUUCUCAGCUUUGUGAAAGGAAAGGCUUUGAAAUAAAGAAUUAAAGGAUUACAAGUAA
Molecule: messenger RNA, 3448 nt
Organism: Amphiprion ocellaris (clown anemonefish)
Lineage: Eukaryota; Metazoa; Chordata; Actinopteri; Pomacentridae
Product: pyroglutamyl-peptidase 1
Exons: 5
Coding region: 124-756 (210 amino acids)
Biological process (GO): proteolysis
Cellular component (GO): cytosol
Molecular function (GO): pyroglutamyl-peptidase activity
Source: RefSeq, a predicted model, not a curated record